Sorex araneus (European shrew) is the source of this 5543-nucleotide messenger RNA. It is a transcript of the gene ZNF366, whose product is annotated as zinc finger protein 366. The transcript is spliced from 5 exons. NCBI's taxonomy places the organism in Eukaryota, Metazoa, Chordata, Mammalia, Eulipotyphla, Soricidae. Gene Ontology annotation, biological process: regulation of transcription by RNA polymerase II. Bases 125 to 2332 code for a protein of 735 amino acids. Gene Ontology annotation, molecular function: RNA polymerase II cis-regulatory region sequence-specific DNA binding; DNA-binding transcription factor activity, RNA polymerase II-specific; transcription corepressor activity. The record is from RefSeq and is a predicted model, not a curated record.
UCCCCUGCAAUCUGUACACAAGAGAAGGAGGGAGAGAGAGGGAGAGAGGCAGACAGCAGGGGAUCAGGUAAGGCACGGGGGUCGCUGCAGCCAUUCAGCCUCAGGAACUGGGCAAUUGCCAAGGAUGCAGAAGGAAAUGAAGAUAGUCAAGGACGAAGACACGCAUUUCAACGUGGGCGUGAAGCGGGGCCCCUCUUUCCCGCACUGUCUGCAGCCAGCGGUCUCUCGAGGAAAAGCACCCCCAAGACACCCCUUCCCAGAAGCCCUUCGGGGCCCUUUCUCCCAGUUUCGCUAUGAACCUCCUCCCGGAGACCUAGACGGCUUCCCGGGGGCCUUUGAAGGGGGAGGGUCUCGGAAACGGAAGAGCAUGCCCACGAAGAUGCCGUGCGCCCCGACUGCCGAGGAAGGCAGCCAGGCCCCGCAGACCGACGACAGCAAACCCCAGGCCACCCCCAACCUCCAGCUGCUCUUCCCGCAGCCCCAGCGCCCCAAGUACGACUCUCAGAUGAUCGACCUGUGCAACGUGGGCUUCCAGUUCUACCGCACUCUGGAGCCCCUGGGGGGCAAGCCGGUGAAGCAGGAGCCGGUGAAGCCCAGCGCCGUGUGGCCCCAGCCCACGGCCCCACCCUUCCUGCCCAGCCCCUACCCCUACUACCCCAAAGUCCCCGCGGGCCUCCUGUUCCCCUUCUUCGUGCCCACGUCCUCCCCGUACCCCUUCGGCCGCCACGCCUUCCUGCCCAAGGCCGCGCCCGAGCCGCGUGCGCCCCGGCCGGCGGAGGCGCGCGAGAGCGAUGAGGCCAAGCAGAAGGUGGAGCGCGUGGACGUGAACGUGCAGAUCGACGACAGCUACUACGUGGACGUGGGCGGUGCGCAGAAGCGCUGGCAGUGCCCCACGUGCGAGAAGUCCUACACGUCCAAGUACAACCUGGUCACGCACAUCCUGGGCCACAGCGGCAUCAAGCCGCACGCCUGCGCGCGCUGCGGGAAGCUCUUCAAGCAGCUCAGCCACCUGCACACGCACAUGCUCACGCACCAGGGCACGCGGCCCCACAAGUGCCAGGUCUGCCACAAGGCCUUCACGCAGACCAGCCACCUGAAGCGCCACAUGAUGCAGCACAGCGAGGUGAAGCCACACAACUGCCGCGUGUGCGGCCGCGGCUUCGCCUACCCCAGCGAACUCAAGGCGCACGAGGCUAAGCACGCCAGCGGGCGCGACAACAUCUGCGUGGAGUGCGGCCUCGACUUCCCCACGCUGGCCCAGCUCAAGCGCCACCUCACCACGCACCGCGGCCCCAUCCAGUACAACUGCUCCGAGUGCGACAAGACCUUCCAGUAUCCCAGCCAGCUGCAGAACCACAUGAUGAAGCACAAGGACAUCCGGCCCUACAUCUGCUCCGAGUGCGGCAUGGAGUUCGUGCAGCCACACCACCUCAAGCAGCACUCGCUCACGCACAAGGGCGUGAAGGAGCACAAGUGUGGCAUCUGUGGGCGAGAGUUCACCCUGUUGGCAAACAUGAAGAGGCAUGUGCUGAUCCACACCAACAUCCGGGCCUACCAGUGUCACCUCUGCUACAAGAGCUUCGUACAGAAACAGACCCUCAAGGCGCACAUGAUCGUUCACUCGGACGUGAAGCCUUUCAAAUGCAAGCUGUGUGGAAAGGAGUUCAACCGCAUGCACAACCUCAUGGGCCACAUGCAUCUGCACUCUGACAGCAAACCCUUCAAAUGCCUCUACUGCCCCAGCAAGUUCACGCUGAAGGGCAACCUGACACGCCACAUGAAGGUCAAGCACGGUGUCAUGGAACGGGGCCUGCAUGCUCAAGGUUUUGGAAGGGGACGACUUGCCCUGGGACAGACGGGGGUCCUGAGGAGUCUAGAGCAGGAGGAGCCCUUCGACCUUUCCCAGAAGCGCCCAGGGAAGGGGCCAGCAUUCCAGUCUGAUCAGGAGAGCGCCAGGGGCAGCUCCUGCCAUGAGGAAGAAGAGGAGGAAGAUCACUGCUAUGACGUUGAACAGGAAGGCCUGGCCCUGGCGCCCCAGGGUCUGUCCGCCAAGGUUGAGCAGGCCCCCGGGGCACCUGGGGAAGCCAGCGAGGAGGAGAAGGAGGAUGAGCAGAAUGGAGGUCGGGAGAAGAGCAAGGACAGUGGUGGGGCAGAGGGCGGCCAGGAGGGAGACCUGGAUCCCAGGGAUGAAUCUGUCAGCCUCAGGCGCCUGCAGGACACCCGGAGGGGCCCCUCCUUCCCUGAUUAUUUGUACUUCAAGCACAGAGAUGAGAGUUUAAAAGAAUUACUGGAGAGGAAAAUGGAGAAGCAAGCAGUGCUUUUAGGUAUCUAAGUGGACAGUCUUAAAAUUACAUUUGGAAAAUGGGAAUGAGGCAGUGCAAAUACAGCUUUCUGCCCAAACUCGCCUUUGUUGGAUAGGAGUGAGUGAGCCUCUCGCCCUUGCAGAUGGCUCCGGUUAAGGUGCAGGGGUGGUCACCAGCAAUGUAGAAGCUUCUCCCUUCAUUCCUGGGGCCCUUGUGUUCCACACACCCAAGGGCUACUUCAGUGUUGGUUAACAUCUCCCAGCUAACAAGCUGUAGAUAUUUUUUAGGUUUCUAUUAUAAGCUGAUAUGAAGGUGUUUAUUUAGAGAUUCUAUUUUCCUUUAAUAAUAGUUGCAAGAAUAUGGUGCUUGAUGUGUUAUCUUGUUAAUGACUAUUUAGGUGAAUCUGUGAAAGUUCCAAUAUCUUUCCAGGUAGAUGAACAUAUUAGUAGUUGUAUAUAUAAAAAUCGCCUUUAUUCCAUAAUCAAACAUGCCAGAAACAGCAGGAAGGCGAGAUAUCUUAAAAGGAACAUGUUCAGGCAGAGGCUAUAGAAAGAAAAUUUGAGAACAGGAAUAAUUUUGGCUAGGAAGAAUUAGGUUAUAUUUAAGAUUCCUGCCAGAUUCUGCCUUGUUGGGUCUUAGCUGCCUGGGUUGGGUAUGGAUUUGGGGGUUAUUUUCAGAUGCCCAACAAUGCUUGUGACUGGAGCAGAAUGAAUUCUCUCCCCCACUCCUCUCUCAGAGACCCACAAAAUAACUGCCUGGCGUGAGGUGGGUCCGAGGAUGACAGCCACCAGCUAAUCACUCAGGCCGUCUUCUCAGAGCUGCCUCUCAGGAGCCUGGAAAAUUCUAUCAGUGCUGGGGGCUCAGCCCCUGAGAUUCUGAGUUACUUUGGUCCAGUGUGAAGCCCCGGCAUCGGUAUUUUCUCAGUUUCCCUAGAGGAGUCUUUGGUGUGGUAGGUGUUGAGAAAACUUGGGUGGGCUAGAAUAGUAAUCCCACAGGACCCCCUUCUGGGAACUCCAUAAACAUUUCUCCUCCUGGUUUCAGACACUUUAAGGCAGAGAACAUUAAGCCUGGGAAUCAUACAGCAACAUUGACUGUUCUAUGGAGUUUCCGGAGGACACACACACACACACACACACACUGUACACACACACACACACACACAUUCAUUCUAAAGUUCUUGUAUAGAAGAUGAUGCCAGUGAUGUUGAUGGUCACUCAUAUUUCAAAUGCUCCUCUUUCUUCCUAGAUGCUUGAAUUGUAAUCCCAAAGAGUGGUGGGAACCAGAGUGGGUUGAGGCCAGCAGGCAGGCUUUUUUGGACACUGGCACUGAACAAAGAAGUUCUGAUUGAUGCCCCCUCUCCAUGGGAGCCCCAUGGUAAUGCCCUGGUACUGUGCCUGUGUUCAUGGAAAAUCCACCCUGCUUAGUAGCUCCGACUCCUGUAGUGCUAUAGGUACCGUUUUUUUGCUUCCUUUUCUCUCCAAGUUCCCAGUCCAUUUAUUUCAAUGCUUGGCCCCUCUCUGACAUGCUGCCUUUCUGGGCCACUCUGCCCCCAUCAUAUCAGCUUUUCCAAGUUUCUUCACUCAUCGGCAAGCUUUUCCAGUCCUGGAGGGAUGUCUCUUGCCUGCUACCUUGCCCUUGCAUAUUCCCCUUUCCUUUAAACUCACUCCCCAACUGCUGCCACCAUGCUUUGAAGUGAGAGCACCCACAGUGGGGAUGCUGAAGGCUGAUUGGUGGGACUCUACUGUUACAAACACAACUGAAGGCCGAGGACCUACUGCAAGGCCUCACUGAGGCAACUUGCCUUUCAUUCACUUUUAAUCAAAUGUGUUGGGGUAUUCCCUGAGAUCUCCCCAGGGCCUGGCAGAGCUCUGUGAGUCUCUACCCUGGAGUUCCUGUGACACAUCCAUUCUUUCAGCAGCGCCGUGUAGAGGGCCUCUCGGAGGGGCUCUGGGCUUCUGCUUGUUCUGGUAUGCCAAGCUGGAUUAGGAGCCCGGAUGAGCAGGCUCUGCUGAUUUCUGACCCAAAUGAAUCACGGAAGAAUGUCUGCUGUGGGACCAGUUAAUGUAGAGAUGGAAAGAGUAUGUUCUAGAAUAGUGGUUUUCAGAUUAUGUGUUGCGGUCCCUCCGAGGCCCAUCUAGAGUUGUUGGGGGAGGAGAAACCUUUGGGAUUUAUGGUUGCCUCAUUCAGAGGAGUUCAAAUAUCUGUUUGAUAUAUUAGCAUUCCAGGUAAAAUUCCAUUUGGAGGGAGGAUUCAGGUCUGGGAAGAGCAAUAAAAAGUUAUUAGGGAGUGUAUACUAAAGCCUGUGUUUAGUGUUUGACUCUGACCAUGUGAGAUUUUAGAUCUAGGAAACCAACAUGCUGGUUUUGCUGGGGGCAGUCCUGGCUUAGACCUGUGGUCACUUUAGCCUUCAGAAGUGUUCCAGUUUGGGUAACAAAUUGUGUGGACACUCACUGCAGAUGUUAGAGCUAAGGAUCAGCCUUGCCUAGUACAGUAGCUAUCCAGACUAGGAGGUCCUAUCAGGACCAUUGUCAUAGAACUAAGGACUGGAGACAUUCAAGGUUACCUGCAGUCUAAGCUCCAGGGCAGUGUGACUUUUAUCUAAGCUCCAAGACAGUGUGACAGUGUUACUUUUAUUGUAACACUCUUAAAAGUGACACUAGGUCACUUACCCAGUGCUUUCCCUGCUUUUGACCAUACCACUGUCACUUUGAGUUGACCAGCGGACCAGCCAAAGAGCAUAUUUUUCAUUUUUAUUCAGGCUUGUAAUUACCUCCGCUUGUUGCCUUUCAAUUCCUCUUUCAUUCUCUCCUUUUAAAAAAUUCAACUUCCGAUUGGCCAUGAGACGGAGGCUGACCUUUGAUAACCUCUCAAGGGUAAUUGGUAUAUUUGUCUAUGAGUAGCUGCAUGAGAAAACCCCAAGUACACCCUGUAUUUAUUAAGCUGGAAGGCAUUUAAUAAAAUAUUAACAUUGUGUUUUGAAUUAUGAUCAUUGUCUACUUUGCUGGAACAAAAUGUAACAGAGCUAACAUUUAAAAUCCCUCACGUAUUUGGACACUAUACCAAAUUUUUAUUUUUUUACAGAAUUCUGGCUUGCUAUUUAAAAACUAAAGCUGCAAGUGUGUAGCCAUUCAAGUUGUGAAUAUUGCUUUCUACUUCAGUGAAAAGGCAGCUUACCUGGAAAUAACAUGUAACCCAUAUUUUGUUAAUUUAAGCAAAUAAACAUGUGUUUUAAAAAGCAAA